AUGUACUCCAAAGGCAAGGCGAAUACAGUGCCCUCCGAUGCUCAGGCACGCGAAAAGUAAGCUUCACUUUAUUUUUCCUGCAGAAUGGAUGUCAGAAAUGGAAUCAGCGUGUUCAAAAAUGGGGGAUAGUGUGUAUAAUGUGGCACCAUUGUUGGCGAAUUUUCGACAGUUUCAUCGCCGGGUCGAGCGCGGCUUUUGUGCUCACUGUCCACCAUGUCUGUACAUUGAUAGAGUGUAACAGGUUUUUUUACGACUGUUUUUCGUUCUUCGCAGGCUGGCCUUGUACGUCUAUGAAUACCUUUUACACGUGGGGGCACAAAAAAGUGCACAGACUUUUCUUAACGAGGUAAAAUCUUUCGAAACUUUGUUCGCUUUCCCAGUGGUGAGGAUGCAAGUUGACUUUAUUGUGGACGCGCAACAUGCAACGCGUCGUCGCGAACAACUUACGCUGAUGGCUACUGAAGGCUAGUUUCGUUCUUUUACAGAUAAGAUGGGAAAAAAACAUAACGCUUGGAGAACCUCCUGGCUUUCUUCAUUCAUGGUGGUGGUAAGUUCGCCAAUGACUGGACUAAUUAGGCAGUUGUUGAUUCGAAUUUUAAACUAGGUUCUCAUUACCUUUACAGUAGAGUUAGAGGUACAUUGUAAUGGUCGUUUACACGAAACACUGACGGCCAGUAUUCCGCUGGCUUCUCAACUGUGGCUCUAGGUGCUUGCUAAACCUUUCUUUAAGAUAAAAUCCCGUUUGUUUUUUUUUAAUUUCCCGCCCAAAUUAUAGCUGUUCGUUCAUCUCAUAUCCUUUGGUGUAUGUCUUUUUCCUUUCUUCAUUUCAGUGUGUUUUGGGAUUUGUAUUGUGCUGCGCCGGAGAGAAGGGACAGUUGUGACCACUCUAGUGAAGCCAAAGCUUUUCAUGACUAUGUAAGAUAAACUAACAACUAACUCUGAAAACUCUCUUUGUAAUUUCUACCGUCAUCCUCGCGAGCAAGCGAUUAUUCGUUUGUCGAUGCGUUCCCCAUUUUUGUCACGCUACAGCAGUGUAUUGUUACAUUUACACGCGCGGAAAUCAAGCGAGAUCAACGACUUGAAACAUACUUGUCGCUAUAAUUAUUGUUGUGGGUGCAAAACCCAAAAAACAAAGAGUUUGAUUUCCAUGUGGGUGAUCGAUCGCGGCGUAAAAGUAAAAACACACACGCAGAUAAAGUGAGUUGUUUUUUGCUGCGCCUGAGAAUUUCCUGUCUUUGAGUGUGCACCGCUGUCAUUUCCUUUCAGAGAAAAUACCAAAUCCGUCUCGUGAGAAUUCUAACUGGGCUCCUCAUCAGCCGUAACUGAUAUGUUAGGAAAUAUCCUUCCGUGUUGAUUCGACUUAUUUUAGGGGAAGGGUAAAAGUUUGCCGUGUACUAAUAAUUUUGCCAGCUCUAAAGCUUGAACCUAAAGAUAGGAAAUAUUCAAAUGCCGAUCGAGUUGGGCUAGUUAAUUUUUUAUCGAGAACCAAAAGAUAUUGCUUCGUCGAAAGGAUAGAGACAACUUUGAUUUAUUAUAGAGCAAACUUUUCGAAAAAUCUGCUUCCUAUCCGGAUAUAGUAUUCCUUUCUUUCCUCUCUUGUAGUUCUGCCUUUGACCGCUUAUCACGAACAAUAGUCUUUGUAGCUUACCACCAGUUGCAUUUUAUUCUGGGAUUAGAACUUUCGCCUUCAUAAGUUUAUUUUCCGUUUGAUUGAAGACGACGCCACUUGAUCAUGUCGUCGUUAUUUCGAGUAAUUGAGUGUUCUUAUAUCUAACCAUUUUAAAUCCUGCUUAACCGGGCCGGGUGAAUGGCGGUCGGUGAGUGCUCAUGAACGUAAAGGUUUGAAUAAAUUACUCGACGGUAUAGUUACGACAGGAUCGGAUCAGGUGUAAGCCAUAGAUUUAUAUUGAAUUCAAUGAUUUUCCAGUGAAGUGCUUCAGUUUACAGCUAUGAUUAAUAAACCGCUUAGAUUUUGUUAUUUGGCUCGAGUAGUAAAGAUUAACAGAACGAAUGAUCGAAUUGAACGAUUGAUCAGCAUUUCGAAACCACGAGACUGAGCCGUCGACGGAUGUUUUGUGUUGACAAACUAUGGGGGAGAUGCGUAUUGAGGUUUCCCAAAAUUUGCAUAAUUUCAGCCAGAAAUCGGAUCUGUUUAAUGUCGUGGCAGAGCUGAUAUGAAGGCUUAGCAACUCCUUGAAGUGAGUCUUUGGUGAAAAGUCACGGAGAAAACCAGUUUAAUCGCGCGGAAAACGGUUCAGCCGCGCUUUAUUUCUUGUUUCGCGCGUGAUAAUCUCCACAUACCCGUCGACGCGCAGAUAAUGUGAAUUUGCAUGCCCAUAAAUAGCACAAGUUUUUAUUCGACAGCUCUGAGUUGUACGGCACUUCAUGGGUGGUCGAUCACCUUCCGUGUUGUCUUUGUACAUUUUGGUGGUAGAGUAACCACUAGAGUUUGUCUGUUACGUGUUGUGAUUGAGGUUGCAUGCAAAUCUAGCUUAGGCAGGUGUUGAGUUUCCAACAUCAUUCAAGCAUUUUAGGAAAAUUCUGACAGGAAUUGCUAUUGUGUUAGAAACUAUGGGAUCUGUUAACCAGGGUUCUUUUUAAGAAGUCAAUGAACAGUUUUGGGGAAAUUGGUUUUUCUGCGAUUAUUUUUAUCAACAACACUCACGUCACCUUUGACAAAGUUUUGUAUUGGAGCAAAUUUGUUUCAGAACUUGCUUGUUUAUAGAAGGAUGAAAAAGUAGGAAUGCCAUUGUUGGUGUUGGCAGGGAAAAGGAAGGCUUUUGUGCUGUAGAUAUGUUUUAGUGACUGGGAAUCCUGUUUUCUGUUGAUAAAAAUCACUGCAAUACAAAAUAAUCAUUUGAGAUGAAAUGCUAAUGAAUCAAAACUUCUAAUAAAUUAUAGCUGAAAAAUUCAGUUAUAUUUUGUUUUGCACAAAGUUAAAAGAGCAGCUGCAGAACUAUUUUAAAGCAUUCAUCACUAAAAGUGAAUAUGUAAUUUUUCUUUUUUAUUUGUAAAAAGAAUGGGAGAGGCAAGCAAGGCUUAAAUUACUAAUUCUCCAGUUUGUCCAGUUUUCAAUAUUUUGGAAAGCAAAAUUGCAAAAUCUCCUUUUGAAAGUGUUUGUUUUCAUAUGUUUGUAAACCAAUGGCUGAUUCUCCCUGUAUUGAGCUAAUUUUUUAAAAAAAGAGGCUGAUAUGUCCUCUGCACAUGGUCUUAUCUUGUAUGUAUCUAAUUGAAUUUUUUUGGUCUGUUACAAGAUGAGUUGGACUAAAAAGGUUGUAAUAAGUAAUGCCAAGGAGCCAAUGAGAUUGCCGAAGGUCAAAUGAAGGGCACUUUUAGGAAGCCCUCUUGGCUAUUCACAAUUCAAGGCUUUGGUGUCUUUUUGCGGAACAUUUAACGCCUACUUUCAAAGCAUGUUUUUGUAAUUUGGUUGUUACUUCUAAACCUCUCUUCCUGUUCAGGGUUAAAACAAUUUAGUAUUUUGCAAUUAAAGGUGUGAAUUUUAAUAACAAUUUUUAUCAAGAUAUAUUUAAAAAAGACUCAUUUAUCCAAAGUACAAACUUUGUGUAUCCAUUAAUAAUGACCCAGACGUUAGCAAGGGUGGUAAAUAUUUAAGAUUACAUGAUCACAUCUGGUUCUUGUUCGCCAAAGCUUUAAAGGUCAAAAUUCUUUCUACUUUGUUUCGGCAACCUUACCAGGGGUAGGUAAGAGUAGGGUAAUUUCUUUUCUGUAUAGUUACUGAUAAGACAAAUGGGAGUCCAAGCAAUUGUUGUAAUUGAAGCCUUUUGAACUUAUUUUGAAUUCUAAAUGCCAUUGAAAUCAGCUGGUGAAGUGUGGUAUCUUUUACAGAGUGACUGCUGUAACUGGGGCCACGUAGAGAAAGCUGACCAAUUGAAUAACAGGAAAAUAACAAAUAUACAUUUCAAGGAAGUUGGUUGUCAAACAUAUACGUAUUUAUGUGAAUACGUGGCCAACCUCGAAUUAGCGCCCACCCUAAAGGCAGAAAAAGUUAAUAAGCCUCUAAUAAGCGCCCACUUCCUUUCACCUCACACCUCUCCUAAAUUGAAUACAUACUAACAAGAGACUUCCCUGAAGAUGGAGUUUUCUUCAGAGUAUUUUACAGAAGCCUUGCUUUGUGACAUUUUCGCAUUUUGUUUUGUUGCAAAAUAAACAUACUACACUUGCUGAAAAUGUUGAAAAUUUAACAAGUGCCCAGCCUCGAAUAAGCGCCCACCUCGAGUAAGCACCCACUCUCAAGGUCUAAAAAUUUAAUAAGCUCCCAGGGCGGUUAAUCAAAUAAAUACGGUAAUUACCACAAAAAAGAACAUGGAUUGAAAUCAGCCAACCUACCGACCUGACCUUUUAAAUCCACUGAAGAGAGCCUGUGUUCCUGAGAGGUCAAUUAGAGUGAUUAAAAGUGGCAAAAAUGGAGAAGUUAGUUAUAUUUUUUACCUGAGAUUGGUGGUUAUUGUAAAGUGCAGCAAUGUAAGUGAUGACAAAAUAACAGCUUGUGUCCAACAAAUAAGUCUCCUGGGUGUUACAUAUACAAUGAAGAAUAGAAAAAUAUUGUCUAAUGAAACGUUUGUCAUUCAGAGCUUUGUGUAACUUGUUGUUAUGGCCAACUUUCUUUGAAAGUAUUGUUAUUUUCCUGUAAUCCAGAUGGUCAACUUUGUGUAGGUGGUCAGAUUACAGUUGUAGUUGCACUGUAAAUCCCACAAUUUAAUGCUCAAAGUUGUCUCUCUCAACUCAGGGUUCUAAAUGAGUACAUCUGGCUGGUGAAAUACCACCAUGACUUAAAUGGGUGUCCUGUUAUUGUCAGAGUAGUAAAACAUAACUCUUAAGAGCUAAGUGUCUCUGAAACAGGAUUAAAAACAUACUGUGUUGGCUUCUUUGUUUGAUAGUAAGCUUUAACCUUUACCCUUUUUUUUCUUGAUGGGAAGUAAGAUAUCUUUCAACUGAAACCUUGUUUGACUACCUUAAAUUGCUUCUAAAUACUUAAGAUAAUUAUAUGUGCAGUAGUACUGGGGAAAUUUGACCUUUUCAAAGUGUGAAACAGAUCCAUUCAUACAAUUUCUGAUCAGUACUGUUAUCGGUGAUAAUACCGUUAUUGACACAACUUGAUGAACCCUUCAUCAGGUCAUUCCCAAUCUCCAGCAGGGAGCUGUUCCAUCUCCUGGAUUUCCUCAGAUGAACGAUGGUCCCCCGGGUGGUUCAAGUAUGCCAGGAGGAAUGCCUCCUUAUUUUACGGUAGGUAAUCUUGCACGAGGCCGUUUUCAUGGUGACAUUUAUAUUCUUCUACAUCUGCCAGGAUAUAAUAUAUCGUCUUUGGUUUCUUACUGAAAUUUAUCAACCCUACCAAGAUUAAAUGAAAUCAGCCCUAAUUUUUACAAGGUAAUAACAAAUCCCUGAAGUGUUCUGGAAGUUGUGAUAAAUGUUGGUUCAUAUAUAUGUAAAUGGUAUGGAGCACUACUCAGUGACCCAAUAGUUUAAUCAACUGUCCCAAAAAAUAAUGAUGGGCUAUAGGGCUGUAAUUAUUUGACAGACAUACAGUGUAUGCAUGCUGCUGCAGGAUGAAAAAGUCUACUCUGGCUUAAUUUGUUGAGUUUAUUCCCCUGGGUUACGUUUGGCCCCUUACAACAAUCAGUGGGGCUCCUGGAAGAGAACUAUGUGUAGCAUCAUGUUCCAGAAAGAGCCACUUGUCUGUUCAUCCCUCACUCUCCUUACUUCCAAUCACUUCACAGCUGUCCUGUCGAUCAAAACAGAAACUUUUUAGAAGGCGUUUGUAGUACUUUUGCUUUUAUGCAACAGUCCUAAUUAAUGACCAGGGUAAUAAAGUAUAUAUUACAUGUUGAACCGGCCAUGUGCUAAUGACUUUUUACUUUAUGUUGUAGUCAUCACAACCGCAAGCCUCACCACAUCAACCACAAUCACACCAAACACCUCCCGGUUACAUGCCCAAUCAGGUAAUAUUGACAUGUCCAUUUACAUCUUACAUCUUACUGUCAAACUCAGAAAACCGUGAAUGGCUGAAAAAUUUCAGGAAUGUUGAUUGUGUAGUGACCAAUCACAAUGAAGUUCAGUACAUGCAAGAAAACCACAAAACCACAAACUAACUACUGUUGCUGUUUACAGUUUAGGUUCCUCAUGCCUUGUUGGCUUUCUCUUCGCAAUGUAAUAACAUUCCAUGAAUAUUUCUGGUGUUCACGGUUUUGUGAGUUUCACAGUAAGACUUUUAGUUCACCCUGAUGUUGCAUUCCAUCAGUGACUUAAUUUGUGAUUUGGUGAGUUUCGUGAACUCAAUCUGUCCAUACUAGAAACCCAUGGGACCAGCUCAGGGGCCAGCUACACUCUUUUAAUAAUGUAUAUGUUGUGGUUCAGUUUUAUCCUUGGUUUAAAAUUUAUUUUCUGUUGUUUGAAACUAAUUAUCAUGUUAUUAUCAUACGUUGCCAUACCCAAGAACAAAAGAAAAUAAUAUUUGAAGGAAGGAUAAAAUUGAACCACAACAUUUACAUAGAGGAUAUUACACGGUGGCGCGAAGAUAUGAAUUUUAUUUUUGAGUGGAUAAACAAUAUUUUACGAACGAGCGCAGCGAGUGAGAUAAAAUAUUGUUUUUGCCACAAGAAAAUAAAAUUCAUAUCUUGAAGCCACGGUGUAAUUUUCUUUUUAUUACAUAGACAAAAAGACAUCGAUAAAAUAAUAGAUUUUUAUUCGCCAAAAAGUAAUUGUGAAGGCCCAAAUUUACAGUACAGCAAUAUAAUAUAAGACAUGUUUACAAAAAUCUUGGGAAAUAACACUGAGCUGAAUAGGGCUCUACAAGGACAAAAUAUAAACAAAGCUUUGAAAAAUGUGUAUUUAAAAUUCAAAGGAUGCAAGACGUCUACAAAUUUUCAGCUAAAUUUUGGAGGGAAAUUGCCAAAAUUACGUCAUCGAUAAACUCACGUGUGAGAUUAUGGAAAAUAAACCAAAAAAAUUUCUGUAUUAUUAUUUUGACUUUGUUGGUGUUUAAGUCUUACAUACAUUGUUCUCUUAGCCAGUAUUUAAUAUUCUGCAUUAUUGAUAACUGAAGUUAUUUCUUGUCUUGACCAUAGCCACCCCAAGGAUAUAUGCCCAACCAGGUAGGAAUUUGUGCCUUCCGAGACGGUUUUAAAGCAUUUUGUUACUGUCAGUGUAUUACUUGUGAAUUGCAGUAAACAAGUCAACUACCUGAGCAUGUUUGCAAUCUUGCCAGACACGCAUCGUUCUGAUUUAUUGUCGUUGGUUCAGAGAUAUUAAUUAAGUUCUCCUCUUUAAUUUUUAAUCAUUAUUAUCAUUAUUGAUUGUACUUAAGCUGGUAGAUUGUUUUGUUAUUUUAUCAUCAAUAUCAUCAUUAUCAUUAAUCAUUGUUUAUUGAAAGAAAAUAGAUUGUGUGUUAAUCUGUGUUGGUCUUUACAGACACCUUAUGGUAUGUCAAGAUAUAACCCAGCGACAAACAGACCACCAAAUGUCAGAAUACCAGGCCAGGUACGUCGUGCAAUCGAAACUCAUUAAUUCAGUUGUGUGUUUACCAGUGUUUUUUGCCUUCUUGGAUUUCCACUAACAUGUAUAAAAUGGUGCAUUAAAGCCAUGAGGAUGUGUCCUUCGUGAUGCAAAAAGAUUGAUACUGCCACCCAAAUAGAGGCUUAAAAGUUACAAUGUAAUAGUCUAGCAGUUGUUUAACAGACAAGGAAGCACUCCAGCUCUUUACCUGAAACAUGUUGAAGUGACUGGGAACAGUGAAGACACAAAAUCAGCUUUGCCUUCCAAUGGUCUUGCAUAAUAAAUUUUGCUCACAGAAUGGCAUGUAACUUUUACAGGACAAAUUUGAAUUUCUGGGUAAAAUUUUCUUACCUAGGUUGAUUCUUCAUUUCUUAAUCUGUCACCUUAGGUAGAAGAAAUCGGAAGUUGAGAAUCAACCUAGGUUCAGGGCCUCUACUAUAAGCCGGAACCAGUGAUUUCCUGUGGUUAACUAUAUGGCUUUUCACCAGCUACUUUCAUAGGAAACAAAACGGGAAGAAAACCUAAAGAAAAUUAAUUCUUGGCUGUUCAAUGCCCUGCCUAAUAUUACAUGUUUUUAGCAACUUAAAACCUUAACAGCAGUUCUGUAGGUUGUACCAUCCACAGCACCAAAGCGCUGCUAGUUUGAUUAAUUAGACUUUGUUUAUCAGCCUCCAGGGGGUGUGCCUGGUGCACAACCAUUAUUGCCAAGCACCAUGGACCCAACGCGACAACCAGGAGGCUAUCAAGGUAAUUGAGCAUUCACAGUAACAGCACGACCCAGGACAGGGGUCCUCUCAUAACCUGGUGGCCAUUUCUUCAAUUAAUCAUAUAUUCUAAUCAAAAUCCAAAGCAAACAAUCACAGGUUCCUAGCUAACAAACUAGUCAAUUUUGUUUUGUUAACUGAUAGUUUUACUAUUUCAUCUUCAAAACUACUGAAACCUUGGAUCUUGGAUGUAAACCACAACUGCUUUCCAGGCUCAUUAGUUGUCAGGACGUUUGAUGAAACAGGCCCCUGUUUAUCAAAAUCAUGUGCUUUAGGAUUGGGUAUGGAUUUUGAGGAGUUCAAUGCUUAAAAGGGUAUCCUUAAAAUAGCAAGUAUUGUUCCUUACUUUGUCAGGAAGUGCACUCUUUUGCCUGGCAGAAAAAAAUGUGAGAAGGAGUGCAUGUUGCCUAUAUGCGUUAGGUUUAGGUUUGCUAUUAGAGACAACUGUUUCUUUAACUGCGCAGAUCAUAGUCUGUACAAUGACUAGUAAACGCUCAUUGUUACUAUUGCACAACUGCAUUCAUGCACAAAAAGUGUAAUUGUAAGUAAUACAAAGAUGGGUAUUACAUUGGCUCUGUGUUAUAGUUGUCAGUUGCUUAGGGUUCUGUUGUGGAAAAUAUUCAUAUUUUUGUUGCAUCUUUGCCCUGUUUGUUAUUGAUUAGUACUGCAUGUGUAUAUUGAAACACUUUUUAUUAAGUUAGAAAAGUAAUUGACUGGUUAUAUAGAGGAUAUUACACGGUGGCACAAAGAUAUGAAUUUGCCACGAGAAAAUAACAUUCAUAUCUUCAAGCGGCCGUGUAAUGUUCUUUUUAUUAUGUAGACAAAAAGACAUCGAUAAAAUAAUAGAGGGAAAUGACCGAAAUUACGUCAUCGAUAAACUCACGUGUGAGAUUAUGGAAAAUAAAUCGCUCGGGUCCCGGAUGUAGUUUUUAUGAAUUUUACGAGUCAUAUAUUUUCCAGUAAAACACUCGUGUCUAUAUAAUAAAAAUAUAUAAUUUUCAUAACUCACAGGCCAACCCAUGCAGAUGAGUAGAAUGAAUCACCCCCGAGUUGCUGUUCCACCGGUAAGGAGACACCAUUUCAUCUCAUUAUUCAUUCAAAAUAUUUCACCAUUUCUGAUUGCCUAGCAAAUUCUUCAUAAACAACUGGCAUUACCGUAUUUGGAAGAUGGAGAAAUAUACCAUCGAAUCGCUUUUUGGUAUAUUGCUUGCAUCUUCCAAAUAUGGUAUCAAUCAGGCGCAGCCGCCUAGCUGUUUCACAUCCCUCUGAAGACGAAAUAGAGGAAUGCAAGAAUAGAGCGUUUUCACUCAUGUGGCUAGCAUCUAUGCUAAUUUAUUGGAACAAAAGAAAGUUUUUACAUAAGAAAAGAGUUCAAUUCCCUCAGGGUUGUCUUGGUACACCAACAUGGUCGCCGUUUCAUUGUUUUGGAACACCAAUAUGGCUGCCGUGACGUCAUGUCAAAGGAUCAUGACCAUGUAUUUGCUUGAAAGGGUUUUGGUGAAUCACUAAUGCACUUGAUGGUGUUAUUUUAGUAGUAUGUUAAAUGUGUGUGUCUUUGUCCUAUCUGUAGAGUUAUGGUGGAAUGCGACCUCCACCAAACAGUUCAGUAGCACCUGGAGUAAACAUGCCAAUGUAAGUCAUGGGUUUUUUUCCUUCUAUUUACUUUACUGUGUCUUAAACAUGCAUUUGCAAUCUUUUCUUUUUGACUUUUAUUGAAAAUGAUACGAUUGUUAAGGAAGUGGAAUUUUCCAGACGUUUGAAGUGUUCACAAAGUUAAUAGAAUUAAAAAGCAGCAGAAAAUGACUCAUACUGCUCAACUAUAGCCCGGUAGAUUGUUUAACCAUCAUUCUUACUUUGUGGAAGUAUUAUUAUCCAUAUCACCAUGUUUCUAGCCUGCGAGAACAAGCUCCCCGACGACUGAGCUGUCAGAUUUCCACCAAUCAGCAUGAAGCAGAAUCGAUUGCGAAUGUAAACUGACAUUGAAAAACACAGGCCUAGGGUAAUGAUGGCAUUACUAUUGUCAUCUCUGCCAUUCUGCAUUUCACAUAGACGUUUUUGCUGUAGAUUUGCAAAUUCUGGAGACCUAGUUGCAAGCUGUCCUUCCUUUUCGUGCCCUGCUGCCAGAGUACCCCGGAGAGCUUGCUCACAGGCUACCAUAUUUCAAAACCUGAAUAUAAUUUACCUGUAACAUGUACACUAAAAAAAGUGUUGCACAGGUUUUUCGUUGUUCAGGUUUAUACUAAGAAACACCAGUACAACUAGAAAUAAUCAAAGGUUAGUGAGUGAAGAGUAUAAUAGUCCAGUUUGGAGUUUGCUAUGACCGCUGAUUUAAAUUUUUUAUUUUUAACAGCCUUAGCCUCUAUCUGAGGUAAUAUAUUCACAAAUUCCAACGAGAAAAAGACCUGUUUAUUACUCUAUCUAUUGUGUAUAUUCAAAUUUCAAACACUUGCUUGCCAGAAUUUCUGAAUAUUUUACUUUACGUCGAGGCUAACCCUGUAUGAAUGUGUCGUCAACGUUCAUAUUCAGUGGUAAUUUUUAAUUGGAAACUUAACUAUUAUGGAUGGAAGGCAUCCAUACACUAAGGUGGAUCUUUUGAAAAAUAAUAGAAAACAACCAAGCAAACCGCAUUAAAUCCCAAUCGACAAAGUAAUCCAAGGUUCAAACAAUGACUGGAAAUUAAAAUUUGCAUGCCCAUGUUAUGCUAGGUUUACAUAAUAACUAAUUUAAAUCUUUAGUGUUAAAAUUUAAUAUUUUUGGGUGUGUGUUUCAAAGUUUUUACUUACUAACACAAGUUAACUGCUAGCUGCUUUUUUCUAUAGGCCAGGUAGUAGACCAUGGAAUCCCACAACAUCGGUAAGUAAAAUUCUGUACUGUCAUACAGUAUGCAGCCAACUCGCUUGUACUAAGUUUUUUAAAGUUUAUUUUGGCUUUUUAGAAGACACUAGUGAGCUGUUAGAAGACACGCUUUUCUAGUGUCUCCUUAUUUGCCAUUUUGGCCCUCUUUAUUUCCUUAUAAGGCCUUGAAAAUGUCAACUCCAAAAAAGAGAACAGGUAUAAUUGCAUAUUUACCUUUAGCCUGAUACUUUUUUGAGGAAGAAAAAGAAAAGACUGUGGGGGGUUUAUGUCAAAAUCUCCCUGGUGGUGCACAAUCGUUUGUAUUUUAUUCACAAAUUAUGAAGGAGUAGAUUAAUGUGACUUUUUAAUUGGUCAGUAAGGUCAAAAUGAUAGCCGUGCUACCAAACAUUUUGAACUUGGUGCACUGUCAAGUCCACAAAAACAUACGUGUAACACAGAGGAGUCUGAUGGGCUUCACAACCAUUACACUCUGUUACCUAUCGCAAAACACAACACUUUUCUUAUAAUAUGGGUAAGAUAAAAUAUUUACAUGACUUGCUACUAUUCAUGUCGUUAAAAAUUAAAUAAUAAUUAUCUUUGACUUGUGAUAGGUGGCAGGCCCCCCUGGAACACCGAUAAUGCCUAGUCCUCAAGGUAAGCCAGUAUGGAUCAAUGAAAUUACUUUUUGAUCUUCUUGUCAUGUCAAAUGAAUUGGAAAGGCUUGAAUUGCAGUUAACCAUCAUUUCAAAGAAUUACCACUCAUAGUGGAUGUCAAUCUAAUGUUUAUGGGGUGCAAUUAGUUUCAAGUUUAUUACAAUAACAUUUCAAGUCCCAUCCCUAGAGUGUCCAACAUCCAUUUUCUUCUAAUGCGUUAUGAUCAUGAAUACUUAAUCAAAAGAAAAAUUUUAUGCAGGGUGCAAAGAAAGUCGGUUUUACCGCUGGGUAAGCUGUAGCUAGCAUGUACUAGCACAAAAAUUCAUUUCAACUAGCCCCAAAAACGUUUUGAUAAGCACGAUUGAUUACACAGUAUUUUGAGUUCUUAUGUAAUUUGAAUUCCUCAAAAAACUUUACUUUCCCAUCGGGCAAGUUAAGAACAGAAUUCGCUGGCCCAAUAGCAAAAUCCACUAGUCCUGGGCUAUCGUACCUUACUUUCCAGAGGGGAAAGGUUUGACCUUUUAUUCUUAAAGGAAGUUACGGAGAUUUAAGUUUCAAGUUUAUUUACAAGGGCAUUAAAACAAAUUAACUAAUCUGUAGGUGUUUAGUGAGACUAAGUAAAUAGGGUAGUAUUACUUACAUGUGUACAAUAUAAAUGUCUGUACAUGUCUGUUUAUUAUGAUUUGGUCAGUGGUUCUUGUGUCUUGUUUAGAUCCAGCGAGUACUGGAAGUGAAUCCAUGUAUGCCAUGAUGAAAAGUGUCCCUGGAGGAAACAUGUCAGCUGUAAGAAGCAUAUUUCAAGAUUAGUAAAGCUAAGCCUGGUGUCCAUUAUGAUUGUUCAAAUCAUUACACAUUUUUAGCAUUGGUAGUGAUUUUAGCAAUUUCAUGUAUUGAUGCUAAAGUGCCCAUGAUGCCAGCUUUUAAGUUCUUUAUUAAAAUGAUUAUUCUCCGGUGAAUUCCUUUCUUUUUCUACUUUUGUUGACACUGAAACACAGUCUAUAUUAUGACUGGGGACAGUUAUUUAUUUAUGAGCAAGUAGUUAGUUAGUCACGCAAAUUGAGUAGCCUGCAUCGCAGAUGUAAUUUAGCCUUGGUUAGUAAUUGUCUGCAAAGCAGUGCCAAUAUCCUUGUUCUGGGAUAGCAACAGACUAACCAAAUUACCAGAAGUGUGUUUCGUAUUUCCUUUCAUCCUGAUUGGCAAGUCAACAAUGGAUUUUUUAACAGGCCAAUCAUAGCAUGUACACAAAUCCUGGUACACAGGGAGGGGCCGUGAACAAUAAUUUUGGGGCUGUUUCACAGACAGACUUAACCAGAGUUUAGUUUCUGUCUGUGGCGCAGGCUAUUUCUGAGGAGUUGUAAUAAAUUUGUUUUUACCUGUCAGUAAAUUAAGUUAUCAGCUCUAUAUUCUGUUGCCCAUCGAAAAUGCAGUGAUUUUACAAAUGGUGGAUGUUGUUUUUUGUUUGUUUCAGUACAUGGGAGGUGGUCCAGAACCCCCACUUCCACUUGGAGCUCAGGAACCAACUCUUGUUAUGAACGGUAAGGCUUCAAAUAUACACUACAUAUAACCUGACUUAUAUAGAUAAUAUAGCGUAGUGUGUGUCUAUGAACUGUUGUGCAAAACCACACCUAAUUCAACCAUAUGAAACCUACUGUAAGUGCAUACUUAACAGUAUGGGAAUAUCGGCAAGGAUAUCACCUAUCUGAUUCAAGAAAGGCUUCCAUAGGAAAGUGUUAUAGUGUGCGUGAUACUGGCAAAACUUAGGCGGAGAUAUUCAGUGCUAUCACAUUUUCUAGAUUCAGCUCGGUGUAAUGGAGACUUGGAUGCUUUACGAGAAGCAACUUCCGAAAGAGUCAUUUACAUGUAGUCAUGUAAAUGCCAGUUUAAGCUUUUUUACUUGAAGAAUAUUCACUAAGACUAUUUUAAUUUUUAGUUUAGGCUAGAUAUAAGAUAAUGCAAUGCUUUAUUUUGUCUCGUCCACCCUAGCUAUUCUGAUUGGGGGAAAUGUUUUUAGAUGAAAUGCAUCUUUCCAAUCCGGUAAUAAUGUCCACCAUGUGUUAGUUGUGGCUUGGGGCUGGAGAUUUGUCUGGUUAUGAUUAAAUUGUAAACUCCAUGUCUACUUUAGCUGAAACAGUAUGUUGUGAAUGCAAAUCCUUACUUUUCAUAUCUCCCCACCUUCAAAUAAUUUAUGUAACCGCCCUGUCUACAGAAUGUGGAAUUAAUUAUAGACAGCAAUGUUGUUGUUCAUUGAGAUGUUUUUGUUUUUCCCUCAGAUUCCAAUCCUGAUAUGGAUGGUCUGCCAAAGGUAAACAUUUUAGAAUUGCACUCUUAUUCAUAAUCAGAUUAUAAUGACACUCCAACAGUAACCCUUGCCUCUACCCUCUCCUCCCCAGUAGCAUUAUUGUUUUUGCUGUAUUGUUUGCAGGAUGCUCAGAAUGAUCACAACCCAGGGACCCCUGGGGAAGGUGAUAGCCAGUUUGGAAACUUACUGCCAUUUUCACAAGAUAAUGUAAGUAAAACCUAACAGUUUGUCUACUGUUAGAACGAAUAAUGCCUGUGUAAAGUUAACUUUUAUUGUCAUAAUACGCUGAAUUCAAAGUUGUAAACUUUAAGUUUAACUCAAGACGGACUAAAAUGGACUAAACAAUAAGGUCAAGUUUCCGUUGUAAAACAGACCCUAAUCCUGGCAAGGAUUAUUACACCUUUAAGCCUAUUAAAAUGAGGAUGAAAAUCUCCUUGUAAGUUUAUAAAAUUUGACAACCUGUAAAAGCAGUUAGAAUGAGAAGCACUUAGAAGCUUCUUUCUAAUCAAAAACGUUAAUUAAGUGUUAAAUCAAAGCGUGAAAAUUACAAACUAAGCUUAUACAAACCUGCAAGAUGUUAAAGAAGCUCAAAGCCCGAUCACUUUCUUUGUGGCGCUAUUUCCCUCAAUCUGAAGCAGUGAUCGUCGGGGCCUGGGUCCCGAUUCUCGAAAAUCCCGAUAAUUAACCCAUUCGUCCAUAGGAAUUUUGCUGAAAACGCGUUUUGAAGCUAGUCGAGCGGGUUUUUUAGUCACUGGCUGGCUACAAAGAGUACACUUUAGGGCCUUCAGAUCCAGAUGCAAAAUGUUAGUUUGCGAAGUUUUUUUUUCCUUUUUCUAGCUUCGUUUACUCUCCUCCCUCUUCUUUCGCGUUUCGUGCCUCAUUUUGUUUUCUUUUGGUGGGCAUUUAGUAGGUUUCAUUUUGGUGGGAAAAGUUUUUGGGAAGGCUUCUAGGAUCUUAGUAUUAGAUGAAAGGAAAGGUAGCUGGGCAGUGAAACAAGACGUGGAAAUUUUCGGGUCAAUGUGACAUGCGUUUUUCUCCGAUCUCCUUAAGUGGAUCGUGCUUAUUCUGGUAUGGUUUGAAAGAUCUCUUCACCCUGCACAAGUUAGCGGACAGAGUUGUCUUUGACCAUUAAAACUGAUGGUGUCACUAGCGGAUCCGUACGGGCGGUUCAGUAGCCUGCGUACAGCCGCCCGGCCCCUCCCCUCAGAAAAAAAUCGGAGCCCCUUCUCCUAUUUCUGAGGGGAGGGGCGGCUGUACACUGGGUAGCGGUUCAGGGGCGAAUGUGUUUAAUAACGGACCCUUAAAGCUAAGCUUGUUUACAUUCAAUAUAAUGGUUUCGAUAGUUUUACAGAGAGCUUGAUAAAACUAUUGGUGAACAAAACAAAAUGGACUGGUUUUUUAGCUAGGACCCGCGCUUUUAUUCCUUAGAUUUUCAUUUUAAUAUUUGAUUUCGGGCACGAACAGUUGCCGGGAUUUUUCGAGAAACGGAACCUCUGAAAGGGCCGACGGGCUUAAUUAUUUUCGGCGUAUUUGCUCGAACGAGUGCCUCCCUAAAAUAAGUAUUAAGUACCAAAUAUAUACCGGUCAGACUGAGUUGAAAGUUAGGAGUGGGACGAACUUUACAACAAGCGUUGUUGUUGCGUGUCUAGUGCUGUUUCUAUCGAUCGAUGUUUUAAUAAAACAGACAGCGAGAGAAAAAGAGUAAAGUUACGUAUAUACUGUAUUAUUCGCAAAUAACUAGUUCUAUCAAAAAUUGAGUCGCACAGACAAUUUGAAAAACUUAACAAAGCUCCUCGACGCUUUUUCGAAUAAAUACUUAUACCUUAUGUCUCGACAACGUAUAAGAAAUGAUAAUAUACACCGUGAAGUGUUUAAUCUAAAAUAUGCCAAGCUAAAGAGAAACAAAAAUCAUCUGGAAAUUCGCUAUUCCAAAAUAGCCCUUUGGACCCGCACAGCAAUUAUUUGUGUGAAGGUCAUUCCUUUCAGUGAACUAGUCUUGAUUAAGAUGAUUUAGAAUAAUGUCAUUGUUUCCAUUUUUUCCUGUAUUUAUCCUCGGACUUUAAAAAAUAAGCUUAACACAGUAGGCGUGUAGUAUUAAUGAAUAAAAUACUUGUUGAAAGAUCAUAUAACGUUAGUGAAAUACCUAAUAACUGAUAUGUGAUCUACCUGUGAGAGGUUUAUGUUUAUUCUUGUGGGUAAACUUUAACAUCAAAUCGAAAUUCUUAUUCAUGCAAUGCAUUUGUACUAUAAAUUCACUUGAAAUCAUCCUUAUAAUGACUUAAAUUUCGGAAAUAAAUCAUAACCAUAAACGGUUUUUUCUUACAGCGGGGCAUUUUGAGCCUUUCCAUUCAUUUUAUCCCAGUAAAAUCUGUUUUUCCUUGUAAAAGAUUUUCAAAGGAUGGCUGUUACCACAAGAAAUUUGUUCGCUUUUUAGGUUUAAAUGUUAUCGGAUCAUGAAACGUUUCUUAUCAGGUUGUGUUUAUUCCCAAACUUAAUUAACAAAUGCCACGUCUGUUAAGAACAACCAUAGGUCAUUUGACGCCAUAACCACGUCUUAAAAAAACUUAAAUACUCAUACGUUCAUUCCCAUUCUCCCUUUGUUCGCUAAAUCACUCGGUUAUACACAGAACUUUUUUCAUGAGACCGCGGUCCUCGUGGUCAGUAGCAAGGAUAAAGCUGAUCACGGGAUCGAGGCUUAGUCACCGUUCUCUUUCUUUCGGUCGUUUGACUUUAUAAUUCUUAUUUGUUUGCAGACAUUUCCAAGUUAGACUGAACGUUAACAGGCUUUUAAAGUGAGUUGAGCUAUGUACAGUUAGUGUUGCAUGCCAAAUGUGGUUAGAGCUAAAGAAUGACUUAUGGUUGACUUGUGAUAACACAUUGAUCGUAAAAAAAAACCUACCCCUUUGAAACAACUAUCAAAAACCGUGUUUCUUGAGCAAAAUAACUAGGAUUGAAGACGGAUAUUUAACACAAAUUAAGAGUAGUAAUAGACGUGCAGUUCUUCCUGAAUCAAAAAGUGUUCUCUUGAGUAACGGUUUACCAUCUUACAUUCUUAGCCUAUAGCCCAAUUCAAUUGUUCUUCCCAACUUCACGAACCCAGAAGUCCUGCGCAGAAGUUAUCAUACCUGAAUAUGUGCACUGUCAUCAGUUGAUAGUAGGGUAUUACGGUAUGGUGACUUGAGCACUUGUUGUCUAGUCACUGUCUCUGUCUGCAUGUUCAGAACUUCCACUCACUCAGGUGGUCAGGAUCAGAUUAAACCCUUCAGACAAAUGGGAGCAAGGGUGGCGUAGUGGUGAGAGCGCUCGCCUCACACCAGUAUAGCUUGGAUUCAAAUCCCGGUGUCGACGCCAUAUGUUGGUUGAGUUUGUUGUUAAUUCUUUCCUUUGCUCCGAGACGUUUUCUACCGGGUACUGCAGGUCUCCCCUCCGUCUCAAAAACCAACAUUUCCAAAAUUCCAAUCCCAAUUUUAGGGAUUGUAGGCGAAGAACCACUACGUGGAUGUGUUACUGAAGAAUCAUUACUAUUAUAUUUUUUAUAAACUUUUUCAAACCUUUAAAUUCUCUGUUGUGAGUUUGCCGCAUAACUCGGGUCUCAAUUUGAUGAUUACAUAAUUGCAUAAUAAAUCCUAGUAGGCACUGUAGCGACCUACAUAUCAGCACUAAGCAUUUUUUAUGCUGUCUUGGGUACGUAAGAGAACGCUUUCUUCUGAGAAAACCUUUGUUCCUGCUGGAAGAAUCAAAGCUUCGGCUUUUAAUGUUUUCUUUCCAUUUUAGUGUGUACAAUCCGUCCGUGGAUAAAUAAUUAUGUAUUCUACUGAUAUCUUUUAUAAGUUGCGUUUCGCGUUCAGUCAUCCAAACAAUGGAAGUUUUAAAUCAUUCUUAAUUUAUGUCUUUGAGAUAAAAUAGCGUUUUAACAGCAAAGCUUUGUGUCUUACCGGGUUAGUAUUAGCAUGUGUUUCAGGCCGAGCUGGUGAAACGAGACAGCUCGAUGCACUCGUCUCCGGCGCCUUCUCAAAAGGAUACGCGCGCAAAUUCCCUUUCCCAUGAUCUUCCUUGUAACAGCUGGCACAAGCUGAGCUUCAGUCCAUGUGUACCUGAAAAACUCAACAAUGAAUCAAUCAGUACUUGAGUGUACCUAAUUUCUGACUUCUCGGUCGGAUCUGAAAUUCCAGACCUAACUUAGAGUUAUAUAUGUGAAUAAAUCAGAGAUAGGAGGAGGCAGCGUCGCCGGCUGAGCGGUAAGAGCGCUGGACUUGCAAUUCGGAGGCCCCGAGUUCAAGUCCCGCCCUGACUGCUACAGGGUCCGUACAGGUCAUGAAAAACCUGGAAAGUCAUUGAAUUUAAGAAUUUCGUUUUCAAGGCCUGGAUAGUCAUGGAAUUCAAUUUUCGGUCCUUGAAAGUCAUGGAAAAUUAAAGUUUUGUUUGGUACAUAAGUUGCUGCAGAUGACAAAGCAAGGAUAAUGUAAGAUAAAGAGGAGUAAUUAAACAGCGUGUUCUUUUCUGUUAAACUGUUUAAGGUAAAAAAAAAUAUGUUAAAACAAGUAAAGUUUUGAAAAUUUUCCAAAGUGGCAGCUAUAACUAAGGUCAUGGAAAAAGUCAUGGAAUUUGAAGAACUUGAAAGAAUACGAACCCAGCGCUAACUGGAUUUGUUCACGGUAGUCCCGAGUUCAAAUCUUCGAUCCCGCCAGUCAGUGGGAUUCGUAACCCUGUUAUGUUUGAUUUGAAAGUCAUUUGCUGGGCUCCACUAGCAUAAGUGAUAUAAAUGCUGCCGAGGAUAAAUAAUAACAAUAAUAAUCAUCAUCAUCAUCAUCAUUAUUAUAGACUGCAAAAAGAUCGAUUUUAUUCUCAAAAUCGGUUUAACGUAGCGCAAGAAUAGCCUAAGAAUCUCACGCGCGCCCAGCGCGCGAGUCUCAUACGCCCUAGGGGCUCUCCCCAGUCUCGCUGUCUGUUUUCAGCCUUGGUCCAGACCGUUUGGUUUGGCGUACUUGAAUACACAAAAAUACGGACUGUUUUACAAUUUAUUAUUAUUAUUAUUAUUAUUAUUAUUAUUAUUAUUAUUAUUAUUAUUAUUAUUAUUAUUAUUAUUAUUAUUAUUAUUAAAAAAUGAAAGUGAAAAUGGAUAGCAUUGAUUCAAGCCUCUCCCCAGGCCUGCUGCGUCUGGUUAAUCAAUCGAGGGACAUGGGCGCAAGUUCUUGGCUGAAUGCGAUGCCUCUCGCAGAUAAAGGUUUAGCCCUCAACAAGCAAGAAUUCAGAGACUUGCUACGCUUGCGUUAUGACUUGCCCUUAGUCGAUUUACCAAGUCAUUGCAUAUGUGGGGAUAAAUUCACCGUUAGUCACGCCCUCUCUCGUAAAAAGGGGGGGUUUGUAGCGCAGACACAUGACGGUGUACGGAACUUGUUAACGACAUUCAUCGACGAGAUCUGCAAUAAUGUCGAAAUCGAACCACGCCUCCAACCCCUGGACAACGAGCGAUUUCAUUUGAGGAGCGCUGUUACAAGUUCUGAGGCAAGAUUGAACAUCAAAGCGGGAGGUUUCUGGGCAAGAGGAGUUACGGCAUUUUUUGAUGUUAGAGUUACGCACGUCAACUCCAAGUGUUACCAGAGCAAGCCAACAUCGGAAGUGUUCAAAGAGCAAGAAGAAGCGCAAGUACCAGCAGCGGGUGUUAGAUGUAGAAAUGGGUUCGUUUACGCCUUUAGUGUUUGGAACCAAUGGCGGAAUGGGAAACGAGUGUCAGCGGUUCUUAAAGCAUCUCGCAGACAAGAUAGCUCAGAAAGACACCGAGCCUUAUCAUGUUGUAAUCACUUGGCUCAGGACACAGAUCUCGUUUGAACUCUUAAGAUCGGUACAUGCAUGCGUCAGAGGUUCGCGAACGCCGUUUCGUAGCAAGAUAGAGCAAUCAUUAGACUGUAAAAUAAAUGUCGCUAGUGCAGAUAUCUGAAAUACGUGUCUAUAUGCUUUUAUACUUAGGGCUUUCUAUGGACACUGGUGUAGCCGUCAUUAGUAUAAUUCGAUUGUAUGAUCUUGAUAUCUCUGCAUAAUGGCAUUCUUAAUUUUAUAGAAUUUUGAACUUCUAUGAUUGAUUAUAUCUAUUUCCUCUUCUUUUAUGUAAGGUUAAGUUACUUCUAUUUUUUAGAAUUUUUAAAUGAAAAGUUUUCUCUUUCUUCACUUAUUAUAUAUAGGAUUGUUUUUGUUCUCUAAUGAAGGAAUUGUAGAUAGUGUUUUGAUGAAUUGAUUAGAUUUUUUGUAACAGCAGGUUGAUUGUAAAUAGGAUUUUAAUUGAGGUUUUGUAAUAAAGAUUUUACCAAUUUAUUAUUAUUAUUAUUAUUAUUAUUAUUAUUAUUAUUAUUAUUAUUAUUAUUAUUAUUAUGCGCAUGUCUCACACCUAUAGGUGGCCUUAUUCCCGACCAUCAAGCUAUCUCCUUUAGCCUUAGGUGUCUAGGGUCCUUCUUAGGAUCUUGGCUGUUCCCAACAAACAAGUUUCUGGAUCAUUAUUAUAUAAUAGUAAUAACAUUUGUUUUAUUAUAAUUAGUAUAUAAUACUACUAAUAAUAAUUAUUAUUUUCAUUUUUAUUAUUAUCAGAGAUUAUCAUUCCAAUUGGUCAGUGUACCGAUAACCAACAUUGUGUAGCUUCUCCUAAAAUGUUCUACCAUCGUGGUAUAGGAUAUAAUGGGGCCAAAACCGAUUGUGGAAUUGCACAUCUUUUAGGCAUCUUACUGACGAACAGUUACGACUUACUAUAACAAUAGGCCAUUUUUACGAUGACGACAUUUGACUACAACUACCAGAAUUCAUUUCGUUUUUGCUUUCUUAUUUAAAUUUGUCAAUCCCGCUGAGGAUUAGAGAACAAUAGCUCUAAUUUGCACAAGAAAACAACAAACUCAAGGAUUCUGGUAGUUGUAGUAAAAUGACGUCAUCGUGCAAUUGUCCUAUUUGCCGUCUGUCCCGUUUGAAUUGUUAUUAGAGUGUUGGUUGUUGCUGCUUUUGUGUGAUAGACUUUAUUAUUUUUCAGGAUCACUGCGACUCAGUUGCGAUCCUAAAGAUCAAAGAAAGUAUGCAAGAAGAAGCUAGAAGAUUUGAAAAUACAGAUGGGACAACAGACCAUCAAGGAGAGUUCUUCAUGCAAUAACAGCAAGAUAGCUUUUUUUCUUUGUAUAUUUAUCAACUAUUAUCAAACGAUUUGUAGAAAACAAUAGUGCAGAGGGGGUUUGGACCUCAGUUUUAGGAGAAAAUCUAAUAAUAUUUCCAAACUCGCUAGUACUAGGAUCAUUUCUCUUGUGCUCUGGGGUUAAACAUUUUAGAUUACUCUCCUGUUGUAACAGUCCUUGAAUCCUCAGAACACACGAAACAAAUGGUACCUAAAAUAGAUUGUCUCUAAAAUAAGGUUAUAUUAUAUAGAAAAGGCAAAGUAUGUUUGUAUAGUUCGUGUACUACGUUCCGUCUUCGUUUAACAUAUUCAUCUGUCGUUGGGUUUACGUUGUAGAUUUACUGGCAAGUUAUAAACUAUAGUAAAGAUCUCGGCCUUCAGCUAAAAAGGUAAAAUAUAGACAAGUAUCAACGAAAAUCAUUGAAAAUAUAACUUGUUCUCCACAAGAAAACUCUCGCUACCCGUAAACAUUAUCAUUGCUUGUGAACAAUUUCGAAUUAUUUCAACAAAAUAUGUUUAGGGGAUAUCUUUGAGUCGGCAGAACCAAAUAUUCGUCUCUGGCUUAUUUAAAUUGAGAAUAUAAAACCACACGAGGCUCUUCUUGCCUCUCGAAGUUUACUAAGCCAAUGUUCACGCUAUACCGACACGAAAAGGUAUCCGGUAUGGUUUAAAUACCUAUCCGAUAUAGAGAUCGGCGCGGCACAGUUUCGCUCCGUUGCAGAAAUUGCGCCGAAAUCACCGCUCUUCAGCGUUCGUACAGGUCAUGGAUAACCUGGAAAGUCAUGGAAUGUAAGAAUUUCGUUUUCAAGGCCUGGAAAGUCAUGAAAUUUAAUUUUCGGUCCUUGAAAGUCAUGAAAAACUAAAGUUUUGUUUGGUAGAGUCGUUGCUGCAGAUGACAAAGGAAGGAUAAUGUAAGAUAAAGAAACAUUAAACAGCGCGAACUGCACGCGUUUUGGUGGAUACCACAGUGUUUCUGUUGAACUGUUUAAGGUCAAAAAAUAUGCCAAAACAAGUAAAGUUUUGAAAAUUUUCGAAAGUGAAAGCUUAAACUAAGGUCAUAGAAAACUAGAAAAAGUCAUGGAAUUUGAAGAACUCGAAGGAGUAGGAAGCCUGUGGUUAGGUGUGAACCAGAGCCCUAUCUGAUAUGGUUUUCGUGCCGACGCAAAUGCUGUCCGGUAUAGUGUGAACAUAGCCAAAGAAUCGUUGGAUCACUAUACGAUUCUGCAAUGUUCCCCUCCUACCCCUCCCUUAACCCUGCGUUAACACGGACCUCUUAACUUAAUACGCAGUGUUGUGUUAAGGGAGGGGUCGGUGGGCAGGUUUGUAGAAUCCUAUACUGGUCUUUAUGGCUGCGAUACUAGCAAUUUUUAUAGGAGCCAUUGACGAGUCAGUUUCUCGAACACAGUCCUUUCUGGGAAACCUGUAGAAGUAAAAUAGGAUUAACCUGGAGGACUGGAAUGAUUUUGUGACCUUUCAUCGACAUAGCUGAAUGCCCAGGGUAUCUUGCUGAUCACACUUCUUGAGGCAAUACUUGGUGGCCUUUAUAAAAUCGUUUCAGGUAAGCGGUUAUGAGGCCGUCUGAACCGUCCCUGAAGGACUGUAUAUUGAAUACUGAUUAUCCGAACUUGCCUAGGAGUCCUUAAACGAUCACGUUUGCUAUACUCUUCUUAUUCUCGUCAAUUUAGAGGAUGUAACCUGACUGUUUUGUAAAAUGCAUGCAUCUCCGUCAAUAUUUAUGCUAAACGCGCUGUAGAAAUUUAUCACUGGUUUAAACGCUUGUGAUUUCUGUUAUUAAGUGUAACGCUUAGCGAACCCGGUAACUUUUUAGCUCGCUAGGUAUAUUUAAAUGAUUCAAAGCGGCCGUUUUAAGGGAAAACUCAAGUUCAUAGAGCGUUUGCAUUGAGUUUAUCUUUUAAACUGAAUGUUAUUUAGGUUUACCAGCAGCACCACUCUGUAGGAGAAUAAAUCGCCACGACAGAAUAUGUGGGUAGACUGGACACCAGCUUUCAUCAGCACUUGGGUUUAUGGGAUUGGUUUGGGUACGUAAAUACUAUGUAGUGGGUUCUGAGUUCUUACUCAACCUCUAAGAAUGACCAGCUUCUAAAUUCUCCUUUAAAACACUGUUAAAUCAAAGAAAAGGUCAUGAGAAAGGUUCUGCAAGUUAAUAGGUCUUGAUUUUCAAACGAAUCGUCUUCAUCUGGCACCAGUUGUUUAAAAGGUGGAUAACGCUAUACAUCUUUUGAGCAACUGGGGCCAGCACCAAAGCAAAUAUACGGAGAACAGGGAAAUUAAUAUGCAUUUCGAUAGUAGGGUUUAAAGUACCAAUGGGAGUUCAUAUUGGGUGCUUAAAGGUCUUGCAAAGCUGGUGUCCAGUGUAUUCAAAGUUUCUGUAGUGUUGAGAAAUCCAGUUAUUAGGCAAGGUAAUGCCAACCCACUCCCUUGGAUUUUCUGUCGUCCUUUUUCAAGACAGACUGACCCUGGGAGUGAAUUUUGGAUGAUUACCUUGUUUAGUUUCCAUGACCUUGCUAAGGAUAAUCAAAUAGAUAUUAAUCAUCAAUUCAGCUGAAAGGCUUGCUAGACUUGCGGGUAUCUAUUCAGCAGGCCCAGCGAAACCUUGUUUCUAACGGCGGCAAAGUAUUAACUGCUUUGAAAUGAAAUUAAUUUUUCUCUGGGAAAAAGUAUGGGGUGUCACCAAAUUACACUGGGCUAUGAUUAAUGUGAUUGAACAAGUAUGACUGAUGUGAAGUAAUUUUAUGGAACCAAUUUUGAAGACUGAACAAGUAUGUUCCAAAGCAAUAUACCCCUAUAUUACUUUCUCCUAAAUACCAUAAUAAAUCUGUAUAAAGAUCUGUCAAAAUAUGUUACUCCUCUAGAUAAGUACUCUUAUACAGUUUGUGAUCAUAUUGAUUAAAGAAAUUGCAAAUUGAUUAUAACUUGCCAAC
Porites lobata is the source of this 24150-nucleotide messenger RNA. NCBI's taxonomy places the organism in Eukaryota, Metazoa, Cnidaria, Anthozoa, Scleractinia, Poritidae. The record is from the annotation of a GenBank genome assembly.